Molecule: messenger RNA, 8919 nt
Organism: Rotaria sp. Silwood1
Lineage: Eukaryota; Metazoa; Rotifera; Eurotatoria; Philodinida; Philodinidae
Source: the annotation of a GenBank genome assembly
GCUUCAAAAUAGCAGUUAAAUAAAACCCAUGCUCUGCUUGGUUGGCAUUCCGUAGAUGUUGUAUGAAUAAUAUAACUAAAUAAGAAGCGAGAAAGAAGAAAAAUGUCAGUGGAGAGAUACGCAUAGAUCCAUAAGAAUUUUUUCUGUCGAAGACGUGGAGAAAAACUAAUUUGAAGCCAAAGUAUCAAAUGCAUUAAUGAAGCGAUAAUAUAAAUAUAAAGUUGAGGUUUUGUAUUAUCAAUAAUAGCUUGAGUCCACAAGAGAGGCUUUGAACAUGUGAUGUUCAUAUUGUUGAACAGCAAUAUUUUUAUUGUUACACUAUUCAUCUGCAAGAAUAAAACUCUGCUAUUAAAAUGUCAACUGUCCAAAGUAAUUUAUAAAAAUAUCAGUCCUUAGGAAAAUCUCUGGGGUAUGUCAUCGUGAUGAUGGUUAGGAUUACCUAAUGAGAAUAAAGAUAUAUUGUCUAAUUAAAAGCCACAUGAUGCAAUGGUUAAUGAUCCAAGUGUUUUGUGGAACUCAUGCAUAUUUGCGAAGAAAAUAGUGAGUGAAAAUUUUUAGGUCAAAGUUUCGUGACUCUUCCCCCACCCCCCUUUCCUUCCGUCCCUUACAGACAGGCUCCCAUUGCAGACCAUUGCAACGGAAGAGAACAUUACAGACAAAUCUCCAUUACAGACAUACCACCCAUUGCAGACCUUAGCGACCAAGUUUAAAAUAAUGGACAUAUAUAUAUAACAGUUUCAUUUGCCAUAUAAUUCAAUGCUUCUUAUAAUAAAUAUGUAAAAUUAAAGAAAAAAGAAUUGUUACAAAUGAAAAAUACUGAGCGAAUAGCAAGAAAGAGAACGAAAAAUAAGGGCGCCUGUCAGAAAAUUAAAAAAUUCGUGAUUUUAUACUAUCUAUAUUUUAUAUUAGUAUAAUGAAGCUGAAGAAUAUACGUGAGUUCCACAUUUCAGCCCCUUUGAGGCUGCGCUAACAAGCUUUUUUUUUCAUAAAAUUAAUUGUCAUUAAUAAAUGCUAAUGAGAUUUAUUUGAUCAUUUUCUUACUAUUUCGAGACUAAUUUUAUCAACCGUGAUCGGAACUAAUAAAUUUAAUUGUAGGAACCUAGACGUGUUUUUUGUUUAGAACGAGGUGUUAGUUUUUUUAACAGAUUGACUCGAUUUAGAUGUGACUAAUGUGCAAGGUACUAAGAAAAACCUUAUUUAAACCCAUGAAUAUAACUAACUAAAUACCGCUUCACUUCACGGUCGUAGAUCCCCUGGAAAAACGAUGCACCAAGAUUUAUAGAAGUUCUCUUAAUUAAUUAAUUUCUCGAAAAGUUGAUACUUUAAUUAUUAUAUCUACAUUAUAGUAUGGCUAGUUUUUAAGGAUUUGAACUCAAAAUGUUAAUAGACUGAGAUCAAUAUAAUUUCUAAUCGUUAAAGAUCUCAAUAGUUUGUUCCGCAUACUCACAAGCUUUUUGUUUUUUUCAAAGUCAUUUAAAUUAACUGUUGUGAAUAUAAAUGAGACUAAAUAGAAGAUAUUUGAGAAACCAUCUUAUGCUUGGAAAUAAUAGAUAAUCCGAGAUUUUCUCCCGCUGAAAAGUGGCUUAUUUAUUUAAAGACAAACUGGACUGGCUUAUUAUUAUCUUCACGGUCUCAAUCUAAUUCUGAUUCGAUCAUCUGAUAUCCAAACAAACUCGAAGCGAAAACAAACAUUUCAAAAAACAUUUGCUGCUUCUCACUCAAAUAAAUAAUCAAUCCAUGUGAUGGAUUCAUAUUAAUGAUACAUCGUAUUAUGAUUCAAUCAAGUAUAAAUUAAACAAAUCACAUCGAACCAUAAGGUUUAGACAGCAUCCAGGUGGAACUGAAAGAAUUUAGAGAUUUUAUAGAUAGGAAAUUAGGGUUCACGAUGUGACACUGGUGCCAGAAAAAGGCUUUCAAUCAAACUAUGAUUAUAAAGUAAGGAAAGCCUAGAUAGAUAAUACUAAACACUCAUGUAUAGCUUAACAAACGAUGGUUACAACAAAACCUUCAAAUAAAAUAUCUAAUUUGAAGUGCAGCAGACAAAAAAAGAAUUACCUGUUAAAAUAGUCACAAAAAUGUAAGAAAAGUAUCAACUUACUGAUAAAAUCUGGUCUUGAUGCUACUCAUGUAUUGUUAGUGACUAUAAGUUUGAUUCAAACUUAUAUGCGAUGUCUAAUUUAGUGAAAUUCAGUGACGUUCAAUAUCACCAAGUGUAAAAUACCUUGAUCAAUAUCUUCUAUUAUAUGUCAUUUCAUAUCAUAAUGAAUUUACAAUGUUUCAUGGCCGAGCUAAAUUAAUGCGAUGAAGCUGUAUCACAGUUGGUGUGUGUCCCAAGAAAAUCAUUUGAUUUGAAUGGUAUACUUAUUAUCUAAACUUUUAGAUAACUUUGAAAUCGUGUGAGAAAAGGAAAUGCUCUAGACUGUCACUUCCGACUGAAUACCUUGUUCAGAUACAAUUAAAAUUCGAUGACACUGAUAAGGAGCAAAGAUGAUAAGCCCUCCUAUCGAGAUUGUACGUGCUUUAAUAAAAGUUUGAAAUGCGCUCCAAUAUUACAACAAAGAAUUGAAUAAAACUAAUUUCAGAGAAAAAAAGAUUACUCGAUAUUGAAGUGUAUGUAUCUAUAGCAGUUGAUUGCAUGAAACCCCUUGAGAAUGGGAACCACAUAUAUGUAUUUUAGUUCUGAAUCAACUCGUAACUGAUUUGGGCAUGUCUAUUAUGACACUGUAAUGGUAUAAAUGCUAGUAGAGGUCAUACAUUUACCACUUUCGAUAUUUUGUAAUCCUAUCAUCUGCAUUAUGCUCUUGUUCACCUUCUAUCUUCCUAUAUUCAAACCCAUUACUUCUAUUCUCUUGCCUUACGUCAUCAUUCAAUGAAGACAUAUUAUCCAUUUCUUCGCGUAUAUUUGCGUGUCUGUGUCAUAUAUUAAUUCGAUUUUCUGACUUUCAACUGCAACGGAUGCGUCAACAAAUUGAAAUGUAUGGAAUAUUAAAAGCAUUAAGAGGUCGACCUAGUUCUGGAGACAAUCCUAUUAGACUAACUGAUGACCAUUUUCCAUCACUCAUACUUUCAACAACGGCAAAAUAAAAAUCUUCAAAAGCAAUGUUUAGUUGGUGAAAAUACGACCGUAGCUUCUCAAAAGGGGCACUUCAUAAAAAAAAUAAGCUAUUUAAUAAAUCUUCAUAGCUGUUUAAAUAAACUACUCGUUAACUUGAACAAACUAUAUACGAUAUACUAAAAAUCGAGACAAAAAAUUUUAAAAAAACCAAUUGGUGUCUAAAUCUGGAAACUCUUAACUUAUGAAAUAUACUCAUAAUAAAGAGUGAGAUCCUUUUUGUAAUAGAUAUCAUUAUAUUUUACAUAAUACUGACUAUCUUUACAUAAUGUAUUAUAAGUAGUAGUUGCUUCUGAAAAUACUAAGCAUAAACAAAUAGUUAUUACAUAAACAAGCAGCUAUAAAACUUAAAUAAUCAAUAUUGAAUGUCUCUAAAUAGUACUACUUAUAGAUCACUAACCGUCACGCAGAUAUUUUCAUCAAGAUAUUUUUUCAUUUGUCUCCCCUCCCCCUUGCUCAAAAACAACACGUAACGCUAGAUAAGACCCUAAGAGCAAGUUUCAAAACGAAGAAUAUUUUAUUUAUAAGAACAACGAAUAAUUGAAACGUGCUCUACAUUAAACAACUAUUUAUGCAAAUAUUUUCGAAAGUCUGACUUUAAAUAAAUAGUGAAGACGUAUUUGAAUACCUAUGAACAUUUAAAUAGGUGACAAGUAUUAGUAUAUCCAGAAAAGCUUUAAAUAGCCAUAGAAGAAUUGAAUACCUAUAAAAGGAUUAAAUAGCUAUGCAAGAAAAAAAAUAGCACUGGAUGAAUUAAAUAACUCAGGAAGCUUUAAAUAGCUAUGAAAGAGUUUAAAUAACCAUGGAGCAAUUAAAUUUACAUGGAUGAAUGAAAUAGCCAUGGAAGCUGUAAAUAGCUAUGAGUUUAAUAGGUAUGAAUGAAUCAAAUAGCUACGAAAGAGUUCAACAGAUAUGCGAGAAAUAGAUAGCUAUGAAACAAUUCAAUAGUCAUAGAAGAAAUAGAUUACUCUGAAAGAAUUAAAUAGUUAUGAAAGAGUUAAUUAGAUAUACGAGAAAUGAAUAGCUAAGAAAGAAUCAAAUAGCUGUCGAAAAUUUAAAUAGCUUUCACAAAUUGUAUAGCUAUGAAGGUUGAGAGAGUGAUUGAAAUUUAAAUCUCUAUGCGAAUUGAGACUACCUGUACGAUUCGCCAAGUGUAUUAGGUUAAGAAAAAUUGUAUCUAUUUUCAGAGUGAGCCAACACAACAAGCAGAGCUGAACUAAUAAUUGGCUUCGGAUAGGAAUGUGAUAAAUAUAAUGUCACCCUUUGUCUAUCUCGUAGUUUUGGGAUAUCAGUGUGGAUGUGCCUUCAGAAAAGAGUCAUAUCCAUCCAGCAUCCACAUCCACCUACAUCCUCUAAUUUCGAACGGACAAUGAUUUAUUGCUUGUGCGAUAUCUUUUUAAGAGUGGCUCGGUGAAUUUUUGAACCUGAAUGUGAGUGAAAAGAAGACUUAAACUCACAUCUUGAUGUUAAAUUAUGAACAGCUCAAUAUUUUAGAUUGCACUUUCAUCAUGAAUUAUUGAGACUUGGGCAUACAUUCUAGAAUGUGGAUGUGGUCGGAGAGAAUACUGACGCCGAUUCUCACAAUCACGCUCCUUAGCAACCGUGAACAAGAGACACUAAAUCCUGUUCCCAGAAUUCCUGAACAACAGAAAAAAAGCUACACUGCAUUAACAAUUAACCUUAAACUAUCCUAAAAGCUUCUAAUGGAUUUCAAAGUCUUUCUUGAAAUUCAAACGGAUGAAACAUGCUUGUGAGUAUUCUAAAUGACAAAAUUUUGAUUUUUACACCGAUAAAAUAUCAAGUGAUAGAUGUCAAGGAUGUUGAGUGGUAUUUUAUUGAUUUGCCAGUUAUCACAUGAUCAACAUAAAAAGUAUGAACUGAUCAAGUUAUAACUUUAGUUUAGAAUCAGUAUCAGUGUUUCUGAGAUUAUCGAAAUACAUCAUAGUGCUUUGAGACGUUCUGAUGUAGAUACAAUCAAUAUGUACAACAGGUUUAUAUAUUAAAUGAAGAAAAAGAAAAUAUGGAAAAGAAAAAUAGCGACCAAAUAGCAACAAGGCAUAUGAAAAAUUCACCACCAGAAGAAAAAUAAAUUUACUUAAAUUCAGAAAUAAAGAAGAAAGAUCAUUUCUCUUACGAUCGAUUAUCUUGAAGAACAACGAUAGUUUGCAAAAGAUUUUUUACGUUACGUACUUUGUAUUAGUACAGGGUCGAAAAGAAUAUUAUUCAAGGGGGGUAACGAUAUAAUCCCGAAUAGAAGGUAUGAUGAAUUUUAUACCAAAUGAAAGCCCGUGAAAAACGGGGUUUAGUGAUGCUAAAUACAAAGGCUUUGGAAAACUUUCAUACAUCAAACCCAUAAAAAGACUGCGUUUUGUUGAAAAAAAAUCAUUAUAACUCAUUUUUAAUGAGUUUCAAGAUAUUGAAAAUGAAGAGUUUUAUAGAAAAAAAAUCACAGAAGGUUAUGGUAACGAUUAGAAAACACAACUAUAAUUCAGAAAACAAGAUGAUUCUCUUGCGUUCUUUUGUUUACUACUUGUAAUUUUAGUUGUUCUAUCAAAGAUUUUUUUCUUUUCGUUCUGCACGAAAGUCAUAGUGGAGAGAAAUUUUGGAGAUACAUCGUGGGAUAUAAAAGAUAAUUUUCUUAUCGAUAUGUAUCAUAAUAAAAUUCAUCGUCUCGUUAAAUCAUCACACUUUUGUUAUUUCAAAUGGCUGGUGCUUAUGAUACUGAACAACAGAGAAUAAUUGACAGGAUCAAGUGCAUCGCUUUUUGUUACAGUCAUAUGUUUACAUAUCUUGACUCACUUCGUUCUUUGCGAUACGUGCUUAUUCGAGUCGAAUUCCUUGAUGCUUUAUUCUCUCCUAUAUAUUGCCCUCUCCUCUCGCUUGCGAGAUGGUGUAUCGCUUCGAAUAAAGUGAACCUCUAAUAUUUGGUGCCGCGACCCGAUCUUCUUUACUAUUACCAUCGAAGAAGAGAAGCCAUCUUUAAGAGAUUACGUUUAUUAUCGUAUUUCUGAUCAAGCUACUACAAUAUUCCACGAUGAAUUUAUCGCAACUAAGUCGGCGUCAUCAACAGUUAGCAGAAGAUCAUUUAUAUUUCUUCACCGGGAAACAAAUUCAAAGUGUUCGAGCAUGGUUCGAAGACAUUGAGAUGGUAGCUAAAAUGAUUCAUGCUGAUGAGUCUGUCUCAAUGAAACAAGCAAUUGGGCUGUUGAUCGAUGAAGCCGAGCAGUGGUAUCAGCAAAACAAAAACAUAUUAACCACAUGGUCGGAUUUUAAACAUGGAAUGAUACUGCAAUUUGAUAAGGAUUCAAAAAAAAAUACUAACACAAACGCUACGAUGCAAUCGGCAACGCUGAUGAAAAAAUUUCGGCGUACUAUCGCAUGGCAUCCACAGCACGUCGCACACUACAGGUCAUAUCACGCUAGUAAAUCAUCUUCAACUAAUCAAACAUCGUUUUGCUCGCCGUCUCCCUCUCCGCUCUUUGAGUUAGAUUCGUUUGAAGACCCAUGGCCUAACGGUACAGAGUCAUGGCAUUUUCAUGAGAUACGGCCCCAACGAUCAUCAUUUACAACCAGAGUCGAUCGAGAAAUGUUGAUGAUCACACCACAAAUCGUCGUAGAACGAAAACAUCAACCAAUAAAACGUGCACUACAAUCGAAUCAAACCAUAAUUGAAUUUGCACCGAAAAUUGAUCAAAUAUCACUUCUACCUGUUAAACUACCAACGGACAUGCACGAAGUCGUUGAUAUGGAUGCUUUUCUACAAAAAUCUUUACCAUCAUUCGAGAGAAAAAUUGCUUCGGAUGUCUUGAAACUAAAACAGCAGCACCGAUUUGCUCUGAACUUGAACGAUCUGUCAAGCGAUUCAUUACUCUCAUCACAUUUCGUAUCACAACUGCGGCUACAAGAUCAAUCGCGCAACCGAUUAUUGCAACAAAUCGGUGUACGCUCUGCUGUGUUGCUAUUAUUUUUAUUUACAGUACUAAUACGCUUCGACAUUGUACAUUGUCUAACAUAUCUUAUACACAGUGUUACCACAGAAUCUCAAACUUUCUCAUUAAUAUUCUUUAUCAACACGAUUCUCACUAUCUGUUCGCACCAUCUAAAGCAUUCAACGCCGCACGUUAAAACCAUUGAAACACUUCGUCAACUCGAAUCACUCUUAAUUUAUCCUGUUACAUAAUCAUCGCACAAUAUUUUUCAUCACAUCCUACGCUCAUGACUAUAUAUCGUAUUUUCUGCAUUCAAUUAUGUUUCUGCCUGUCAAAAUGAGUGACAAUGGCCGAUAUUUUCCUGGAAAUUUUUUUAACAAGCUUUCGUGCUUGCACGUUUCGUUAAUAUUCGUACACUCAUCCGUUCUCGACGAUCACAACUUAGAUUUUCAUUAUCAGUUUUCUUCUUCGUUAGCUAUUCGUACAUUUCGUCUUCAUACGUUAGAACUUAUCGCACGGUGUACGCAUAAUUCAUCAUCGUUUUCGCAUUUUUUCUUUUUUUAAUUGAUUUAUUUCUUGCUUUAAUCUUAUUCAUUUUUUUUGCAGUUUUUUGUUGUUGUUUCUUUUCCUCUUUAUGAUGUGUGUGGACACACAUCUCUGUCGGUGAGGAGGUAUGUUACAGUCAUAUGUUUACAUAUCUUGACUCACUUCGUUCUUUGCGAUACGUGCUUAUUCGAGUCGAAUUCCUUGAUGCUUUAUUCUCUCCUAUAUAUUGCCCUCUCCUCUCGCUUGCGAGAUGGUGUAUCGCUUCGAAUAAAGUGAACCUCUAAUACUUUUCAUGAAGCUCGCGAUGCUGGUGCAACAUUUAUAAAUAGACAAUGGAUUGCGGACAAAAUUCAUCGCACAACUCGAUUUGUCUCGGAGUGGUGGAAAAAAUCAUAUGACCAAUGCUUUGCUGAUUAUUCAAAUGUUGGUGCUAAACCUAAAUUACCAGAAGCUAGUCGAGAAAUUAUUCGUCAAGCAAGUGGUCAACAAAGAAAAAGCGGUCCUGUUGUGGCAAAGGAGAUUGCAGAAAAGCAAAAAGAAUAUGCCACUGGAAGAACAAUUAAUAAUUACCGUCACAGAGAAGGAUUAAAACCGUUUCAUGUUAUUCCAAAACCGUUAAAAUCUGAAACUCAUAUAUCAGAUCGAUUAUGGCUCUGUGACUGGUUAAAAGAUUGGACUGUAGAAGAUUUUCUUCAUCUGGCACCAUCUGAUGAAUUUUAUAUUUGGACUGUCCGUCGACCAAAUUAUCAGAAUGAUAGGAUCUGGGCGAAAAGUAUUGAAGACGUUACUGAAGAUGAAAGAUAUCGUGAAAUGGUAAAAAACCAAUCAUGUGUUGGAGUUUUUAUAAUGUUUACUUGCAAAAGAUUACUAUGGAUUAUCAAAGAUAAAGGGGAAUCUUGGACAGGUCAAUAUUUUCGCGAUAUUGUUUUGAUUGAAAAUGUAAUUCCUUUCUUAAAAAAUGAAGAAAAUGUUAUUGAUCCUGAUGAAGUUAUAUUUGUUCACGAUAAAGCACCGUGUAUGCGAGCAAAUAAAACUCAACAUUUGCUCCAAGACAACGAUGUCAAAUUUUGGAGUAAUGAUAUCUGGCCAGGAAAUUCACCUGAUCUCAAUGUGGCAGAACACAUCGGAUCAAUAAUCAAAGAUGAAGUUGAAAAAAAAAUGUCAUCGGAAAGUGGACAUAAUCGAUAUCUUGAAGAAACGCUCAAAAUGCACGUCGCAAAUGUUUUAGCAAGCAUGGAAGAAGAUACUGAACUAUUUGAAACUCUUCUAUGCUCAUAUCCAUCUCGAUUUCGUGCUGUAAAAAAUGCUAAUGGUCGUCACACAGAUUAUUGA